Molecule: messenger RNA, 436 nt
Organism: Bubalus bubalis (water buffalo)
Lineage: Eukaryota; Metazoa; Chordata; Mammalia; Artiodactyla; Bovidae
Product: WAP four-disulfide core domain protein 10A
Exons: 2
Coding region: 21-257 (78 amino acids)
Cellular component (GO): extracellular region
Molecular function (GO): peptidase inhibitor activity
Source: RefSeq, a predicted model, not a curated record
UCACCACUCUGGCCAGAGUCAUGAGAGCCCAGGCUCUGCUGCCCAUCCUGCUCCUCUGCGUUCUGCUGCUGCAGGCAGGGGGAAGGCAACACAGCCAGAAGACGAACAAAAAGCAGCAACCCCCAGAAAUCAAGCAGUGUGAGAAAAGACCCAAAAUAUAUAUGUGCAAAAUCCCCUGCACAGCUGAUCGAGAAUGUCAAGCAAAUAAUAUAUGUUGUUCAACCUUCUGCGGGAACAUUUGCAUGAACGUCCUGUGAGUCAGAGAGCCUGGGGCCUUGCAUCUUGCCCCCCCACCCCCACCCCAGCCGUCUCCGCAGACACUGUGCCUGCGGCUGAAGAUAAGGACCUGACCCUGGAUACAGGAUGUCGACAGGAACGCCACCCUGUCCAGCCAGUAUCUGAACAACCUGUCCCUGUCAAAUAAACCAGAACGAAU